Molecule: messenger RNA, 780 nt
Organism: Aegilops tauschii subsp. strangulata
Lineage: Eukaryota; Viridiplantae; Streptophyta; Magnoliopsida; Poales; Poaceae
Product: protein NUCLEAR FUSION DEFECTIVE 6, mitochondrial
Cellular component (GO): mitochondrion
Source: RefSeq, a predicted model, not a curated record
GCCCGUGUCGCCGCCGCAUUCCUGACGCCGAGCCCUAAACGCUUCUACUCUCCUCAGUCCUCGCCCGCCCGCCUCUCCCUUUCCCAUCUCCCUCCGCCUUCCCCAAACCCUCAGAGAUGGCCUCGACCUGCUUCCGCGCCGCCGCCCGCGCCGCCACGGCGGCCUGCCGCUCGGCGGCCUCCCGCUCCAUGCCCUCCGUCGGCCGCUCCGCCGCCCGCCGCGCCCCGUUAAUCUCCAGGGUGCCGCUGGAGCUGGGGUGCUGCGCGGGAAUGUCGCUGCUGCCGCUGCACAGCGCGGUGGCCGCGGCGAGGCUGACUUCGCGGCUGAGCACGGCGUCCCGGAGCUCCUCCGCUCUCUCUCAGGGUAUCCUCUGUCGCACCUAUCCCGGACUUUAACAAUCGUACCAUCGAUGAAGCUGUUGUCUGUCUUUUCGGUUUGGGCACAUGAGUUGCUAGUUCUUGAAAGGUAUUUUACUGGAAGCUUGCUGUUUUGCUUCUCAAUCAUCAAGAAUGAGUGCCUAAACAUGUCAAAUUUGUACCUGAAGACUAGCUUUAUAUUAUUUACAUAUAAUUAUAGCCGCCUUUCUUGAAGAACAGAUUGAUGGAUAAAAUACGCCAUUUCCCUAUGUUUUACGCAGCGGUCGUGAUUUUGCUAAGCAACCUGUUUGUGAAAAAUAUAUGCAAUAUUAUUUAUGCAACUUUCCUAUAUUGUUCUCUCUUUGCUUUGUAAGACGGUUACAUUUUCUCUUGAAAUUCUAUUUAACAAAGUGAGUUGUAUGAA